This is a messenger RNA of Coccomyxa subellipsoidea C-169, 578 nucleotides long. RefSeq lists its product as hypothetical. The record is from RefSeq and is a predicted model, not a curated record. Bases 380 to 547 code for a protein of 55 amino acids. Lineage: Eukaryota; Viridiplantae; Chlorophyta; Trebouxiophyceae; Coccomyxaceae. The transcript is spliced from 3 exons.
CGCGAAGCACUUCUUGUGAAACAGAAAAACAGCACAUCUCGAAUACAAGCGUCAUGGGUUGCGAGAAGUGUGCCGGCGGCUGCACCUGCGGCGCCAGCUGCCAGUGUGCAGCUGAUUGCCACUGCAAGACCUGCGGCAAGCCUGAGGACACCUGCGCCUCUUGUGCCAGCGGUUGCACCUGCGGUGAGAACUGCGCAUGUGGCCCCACAUGUACCUGUGCCACAUGCCCCAAGAAGAAGACCACUGCAUGAGUUCCUCUGGACACAUCUGUAACAUAUUUUCAAGCCCGCAGCAAGUCUGCAUUCAGAGUUUGAUGUUGAAGGUCCAAUAUCUGUGCUGUGCUGUGCCAAAGCAAGACAGCCUUGAAUGCAUGAAAAGUAUGGGAAUGGCAACUUGGGAGGACUUAUCCUUUUGUAGAGGCUAUGCAGCAGAAAGAAGUUACUAUGAUGGUCCGCUGUCCAAGGGCUGCAUGAUGGCUAUGCAUGCAGAAUACUGUCAGCCAAUAAUCUGCAUGUCACCGGAUUCCUUGUUUUGUAUUUCUUGCUAAAAUGCAUGUGUGGUGUAAUUACCUUCUGGAG